Molecule: messenger RNA, 3057 nt
Organism: Camelina sativa (false flax)
Lineage: Eukaryota; Viridiplantae; Streptophyta; Magnoliopsida; Brassicales; Brassicaceae
Biological process (GO): telomere maintenance; DNA repair
Molecular function (GO): DNA helicase activity
Source: RefSeq, a predicted model, not a curated record
AUGACUUCUCUUGGUGGAAGAGUAGAUCGAUCUAUUCCAAAGGGUAAGGGACCUAAUAUGUUUCGAUUACAUGGUGUAAACUACCAUUUGAUAGGAAGUCUUACGCCUGAACCUGGUGAUUAUGCUAAGUAUUUCCAACUUUAUAUUGUUGAUACGGAAAACGAAGUCAAUAAUAGAGCAACUGUAAUAAGCAAGGGUAAAAACAAUUCGAAGGAUGGAGGAAAAAGCAAAAUCAAUAAAGAAAUCAUUGAGGCCUUGAUGAAGAUGUUAGAUGAUGUGAAUCCCUAUGUUACUCAUUUCCGGGCAGCUAGAGAUAGGAUUGCAAGUAAGAGUGAAGAGCCAUUUCACAUGCGGAUAAUCAGUGAUAGAGUUGGAAUGGAUGGACGUACUUUAAGCGCACCCGUAGCAUCAGAAAUUGCAGCUAUAAUACCAGGUGACUUUCGUAAGGAAAUGCCACAACGUGAUAUAAUUAUUGAGGACAAGAAUAGUGGUCUUCUUAACCGUAUUAGCGAAAUCCACCCUUCCUAUUUAGCACUACAGUACCCUCUAAUUCUGUGUUAUGGUGAAGAUGGUUGGAGGCCUGGGAUAGAGAAAGCUUUUACGGGAAUUAACAACAAGAACAAGAAAAAGUGUAUCAGUAUGAGACAGUGGUUUGCUUUGCGUAUUCAAGAGAGGGAAAAUGAAUGUGAUACUCUUUUACGGUCAAAGAGAUUAUUUCAACAGUUUUUAGUGGAUUCCUUCUCGGCAGUUGAAUCACACAGGUUAUCUUACAUUAAGUUCAAUCAGUCUAAACUGCGUUGUGAGAAUUACAACUCAAUUAAGAAAGCAGCUGAAGGUGGAACUACAUCAAUGAAUGAACAAGGUAAACAAGUCAAUAUUCCAUCUUCUUUCACAGGAGGACCUCGCUAUAUGGUGCAACAAUAUUAUGAUGCUAUGGCGAUUUGUAAGCAUUAUGGCUUCCCGGAUUUGUUCAUAACAUUUACAUGUAACCUUAAGUGGCCGGAGAUAACAAGGUAUGUAAAAAAGAGAGGCUUAACUGCGGAGGAUAGACCAGACAUAAUAGCGAGGAUUUUCAAGAUAAAGCUAGAGUCACUAAUGAAUGAUCUCACAGUAAAGCAUAUGCUUGGGAAAACAGUAGCAGCUAUGUACACAAUUGAGUUCCAGAAAAGAGGUCUCCCACAUGCUCACAUUAUUCUGUUUAUGGAAGCCAAAAGUAAACUACCAACAGCUGAUGACAUUGACAAAAUUAUAUGUGCUGAGAUUCCAGAUAAAGACCAAAAUCCGGAACUUUAUGAAAUUAUCAAGGAUACCAUGAUACACGGACCGUGUGGUGCAGCUAAUACCAAUUAUCCAUGCAUGGUGGAUGGUAAGUGUUCUAAAUGCUUUCCAAAACCAUUUGAAAACAUUACUAAAGUCAAUAGCGACGGUUAUCCCGUCUACAUGAGACGUGAUGAUACACGUUAUGUUGAGAAAAAUGGUAUUAGGUGUGACAAUAGGUAUGUUGUACCUUAUAAUGAGAAGUUGUCUAUGCGUUAUCAAGCUCAUAUUAAUGUGGAAUGGUGCAAUCAAAAUGGUUCUAUAAAGUAUUUGUUCAAGUAUGUGAACAAAGGACCGGAUCGUGUUGCUGUAGUAGUUGAGCCAUCAAACAAGGAUCAAUCUUCAACUAGUGAUGGCUCAAAUUCAAACAAAAAGAAAAAGAAUGAAAUCAAAGAUUUCUUCGAUUGCAGAUAUGUUUCAGCCUCUGAAGCUAUAUGGAGAAUUUUUAAAUUUCCUAUUCAGUAUCGAACAACACCAGUUCAGAGACUAUCAUUUCAUCUAGAAGGUGAGCAACCAUGUUAUUUUGACUCAGAUGAUGAUAUAGAAGAUGUUCUAGAGCGGACCCUUAAUGAAGAUACUCAGUUUAUGGCUUGGUUGUCUUUAAAUAGGAGAAAUGCAGUUGGUAAAAACAACACUUUCGCUAGAAACCUCAAAUAUGCAGAGAUACCUGCUUAUUUUACUUGGGAAGGGAAAAACAAACAGUUUAAAAAGAGGGUUAGAGGUUUUGCAUUAGGAAGGAUCAAUUAUGUACCCAGGAAGUUAGAAGCUUUAUAUUUCUUGAGAGUCCUAUUAAACAUUGUUAGAGGUCCAACAUGUUUUGAUGAUAUUAAAACAUAUCAAGGAGUCGUUUAUAAAACAUUCAAAGAGGCAUGCUAUGCUCGCGGUAUUCUAGACGAUGACCAAAUAUAUAUUGAUAGUUUGGUGGAUGCAAGUUUUUGGGGUUUUGGAUAUUAUUUGCGUGAUUUCUUCUGUAUGAUGCUUCUUGAUAGUGCUCUAUCAAGACCAGAAUAUGUGUGGGAACAGACUUGGCAUCUACUUUCAGAAGAUAUUGAGAGCAAUAAACGAGAAGAGUAUAAUAAUCCAGACCUAAAUUUAAAUGAUGCUGAUAAGAGGAAUUAUACUUUGCAAGAAAUUGAGAAGCUAAUGUUGGGAAAUGGUAGAUCGCUUGCUGAAAUAGAUAACUUCCCGCAGCCAUCUAGAGAAGUGAUUGAUAACUCCAACCGUUUAAUUGUUGAUGAGAUGAAUUACAACCGACAAUUUGAGCAAGAAAAACACGAUAACUGGAUACAACAGCUAACAACUGAGCAAAGAGCUAUAUAUGAUGAGAUAACUAGGGCAGUGUUUAAUAAUCUCGGUGGUGUUUUCUUUGUCUACGGUUUUGGGGGAACUGGAAAAACGUUCAUAUGGAAGACGCUAUCUGCUGCAGUUAGAUCAAGAGGAAAGAUUGUGCUUAAUGUUGCAUCAAGUGGAAUUGCUUCGUUGUUAUUAGAUGGUGGUAGGACUGCACAUUCAAGGUUUGCAAUUCCCUUGAAUCCUGAUGAGUAUAGCAUGUGUAAUAUCAACCCUAAUUCUGAUCUAGCUGAUUUAAUUAGAGAAGCAUCUUUGAUUAUCUGGGAUGAAGCACCAAUGAUGAGUAAGUAUUGUUUUGAGUCUAUGGAUAAAAGCUUCUGUGAUAUUAUUGGGAACAUCCACAACAAGGUUUUUGGAGGAAAAAGUUGUAGUUUUUGGAGGAGAUUUUAG